AUGCCUCCCAAGGCCGCCAACAAGAAGGCCGCUGCGCCCAAGGCUGCCGCACCGAAGAAGGCUGCCAAUACCACCAAGAAGGAUGCUGAGACUACCAAGAAGCCUGCCGCGAAGCCCGCUGCGAAGAAGGAAGCUACCACCAAUGGCGCGACUGCCGCCUCCAAGAAGCGCAAGCUCGCCGAAGAGGAAUCAGAAGUCGACGAGUCCGAGGCCGAGGAGCCCGCCAAGGUCGAGAAGCCUGCCCCCAAGAAGAACACCAAGAAGGCCGCAGAGCCUGUUGUGAAGAAGACCAAGACUACUACUGCCGCCGCCGCCCCCAAGAAGAAGGCCGCUGCUGCCGAGGAGACCGAGGAUGAGCCCAAGGCCGCAAAGCCCGUCAAGAAGGCCGCUGCGAAGAAGGCCGAGCCCAAGAAGACUGCCGCCGCGAAGAAGGCUGACGCCAAGCCCGCCGCCGAUAGCAAGAAGCGCAAGUCAAGCGAAGAGGAGACGGAGGACGAGAAGCCCAAGGCGAAGAAGUCAAAGACCGACAAGGCCGAGGUCGACAGCCAGGCCACAGAAUCGGCCAAGGCCACAGAAUCUGCGGAUGAAGAGCCCGCGGCUGUGAAGCCUGCGAAGCCUACCAAGAAGGCCGCCGUCGCUGCCCCCAAGCCUCCCCCGGCCCACCCCCACAAGAUUGGCAAGAAGAUCAACUCUGCACCGACCCAAAUCCUUGAUGUAUAUGUCUUCGGCGAGGGAUCUUCUGGCGAGCUCGGUCUCGGCAGCAAGAAGCUUGACGGCAAGAAGAUUGUCGACGUCAAACGCCCGAGACUGAACCCUAAGCUUGAUGCCAAGGACGUCGGUGUUGUCCAGAUCGCCUGCGGUGGCAUGCACGUCGCUGCCCUGACCAAGGACAACAAGAUCCUCACUUGGGGUGUCAACGACCAGGGCGCUCUUGGACGCGACACCAACUGGGAUGGAGGACUCCGUGACGCUGAUGCCGAAGAGGAGGAAGACGACGAGGAUGACUCCGGUAUCAACCCUCACGAGAGCACACCCACUGCCCUUGACGCGGCGCAAUUUGCACCCGAUGCCAAGUUCACUCAGGUCGUCGCAAGUGACAGCGCCACCUUUGCCCUGACUGAGGAUGGCAGAGUUUACGGAUGGGGUACAUUCAGAUCGAGCGACGGUAUUCUCGGGUUCACCGACAAGAUCCAGAUCCAAAAGACUCCCGCGUACCUCCCCACAUUGAAGAACAUCACGGCCCUCGCUGCUGGUUCCAACCACAUCCUGGCUCUCGACGACAAGGGCGUCGUUGUCGCUUGGGGCUGCGGCCAGCAGAACCAGCUCGGACGCCGUAUCAUCGAGCGCAACAAGCUUUCCUCCCUUAUCCCCCAGAGCAUGGGUCUUCCCAAGAACAAGGUCGACCGCAUCGCUUGCGGAUCCUACCACAGCUUUGCCCUUGGCAAGGACGGUGCGGUCUGGGCUUGGGGUCUCAACAACUUUGCCGAGACUGGUAUUGAGAUGGGUGCUGGCGAGGAUGACGCGGUUGUUCUGCGUCCUACCAUUGUUGAGUCUCUCAAGAACUACAAGAUCAAGCAGAUCGCUGGUGGCGAGCACCACUCUCUUGCCUGCACCGAGGACGGCAAGCUCUUGACCUGGGGACGUCUGGAUGGCCACCAGGUCGGUAUUCCUGUCGAGGAGCUUGAUGCGGAGAGCGUCAUUAAGGAUGAGAGCAACAACCCCCGCAUUCUCUCCAAGCCUACUGCUGUCGAGGAUAUUGCCAAGUGUGUAUAUGUUGCCGCUGGUGUCGACAAUAACUUCGCCAUUGACGGCAAGGGCGAGGCUCACUCAUGGGGCUUCUCUGCCAACUACCAGACCGGUCAGGGCACGACUGAGGAUAUCGAGACCCCGACCACCAUUGACAACACUGCCGUCCGUGGCAAGAAGCUAGUCUUCGCUGGUGCCGGUGGCCAGUACUCUAUCCUGGGUGGUGUUGCUGACGUCCCCAAGGUCAACGGUUUUGCCCCUCAACCAGCUACUGGUGGCUUCAGACCUGUCUUCUAA
Colletotrichum godetiae is the source of this 2043-nucleotide messenger RNA. Its product is annotated as regulator of chromosome condensation 1/beta-lactamase-inhibitor protein II. The transcript has 3 exons. The coding region runs from base 1 to 2043 and encodes 680 amino acids. Gene Ontology annotation, molecular function: guanyl-nucleotide exchange factor activity. The record is from RefSeq and is a predicted model, not a curated record. Gene Ontology annotation, cellular component: cytoplasm. NCBI's taxonomy places the organism in Eukaryota, Fungi, Ascomycota, Sordariomycetes, Glomerellales, Glomerellaceae.